Messenger RNA from Erinaceus europaeus (western European hedgehog), 1137 nucleotides. It is a transcript of the gene ERLN, whose product is annotated as small integral membrane protein 6. Lineage: Eukaryota; Metazoa; Chordata; Mammalia; Eulipotyphla; Erinaceidae. The transcript is spliced from 2 exons. The record is from RefSeq and is a predicted model, not a curated record. The coding region runs from base 722 to 901 and encodes 59 amino acids.
CUCCCUCAAAGCUUGUCUUUUUGAGGAAUGGGGGCCACUAGGUUGCAAAUGCCAAGGGACAAGUUUGCCUCCAGUACCCGAACUGCCCAGCACACCAGCAGGCAGGAAUCAACUAAGGCAGACAAAGGCUCAGAGGGAGGUCAGGGAACCAGAGGCCUCAGUGGUGAUAAACACUCCACCCAGAAACCAGUUCCAGGAGGUGCCAUCCAGAGCUGCAUUCAUUAAUCAUUGACCGCCGGCCACAGGGAGGGAGCAGCCAGUGUGGCAGUUCCAGCCUCAGGACAUUUCAGUUCUGGGCAGGUCCUCUCAGGACAUGUCACAUGGGCACGGAAGAGUCUCUUCCUCCCACCCCAAAUCUGUCAGAAUCUCGCGGAAGACGACUCAGCACAUGGAAUGUGAGCAGCUUCCCGAAAUGACAUCACAAAAGGGUAGAACACAGCUGAGGGGCUAUGUAUGAAAGGUGGAAAGUGAACUUGGUUGCUAGGCAACUGAGUCUAGCCCACCUUUGUUUGCUUUGGCGAUAGCAAUGAGACCUGCCUGGUCUGGGCCACCUGGCAAUGAGACUAGCUUUAUUCACAACAGUGGCUUCACUGAGUCAAAGCGCAAGUCUGUUCACCUGGUGGCCUCCUCAGCUCACGUCUUCCAAGCGUGAAGACUGAAGGAUUCCCCCAAGCUGCCCUCUCUCAGGACACAAGAGUGCUAACAGCAGAAUCAGAUUUACAUGGAUAAACUGACAAAAGAGAAGCAAAAGUGGAAUGAUGAGUACUGGCUGAACCCCUGGGACCAAGGGGGUCUCAUAGUGAUCUGCUUGUUCAUCUCCAUGGUCAUGUUUCUCAUCUUGUUUGCUGUUAUCUUUGGUGUCCUCCCUCCAUGUAACAAGGACAAGUAUGAAGAGGAGUGACCUGACUUUGAGGGGGCCAAGAAGGGGGCUCUCAAAACACCAUGUUUCUUUUCUUCCAAGCCCCUUUAAUGAUCUGGAAUUAUAUAUAUUUAUAUUUAUGGGAUUAUCUGAUAAUUGCCUGUAGUCCCCACUGGAUGGGUCUCUGUUCACCCUCAUGCUCCCUAUCAUGUCCGAUGUGCAGGACAUAAAGUCAAAAUUAAUAGCUGCUGGUUAAAUAAAUGAGAAUGAACAACUGA